Molecule: messenger RNA, 1576 nt
Organism: Rana temporaria (common frog)
Lineage: Eukaryota; Metazoa; Chordata; Amphibia; Anura; Ranidae
Product: oocyte zinc finger protein XlCOF6.1-like
Exons: 1
Coding region: 161-1282 (373 amino acids)
Biological process (GO): regulation of transcription by RNA polymerase II
Cellular component (GO): nucleus
Molecular function (GO): RNA polymerase II transcription regulatory region sequence-specific DNA binding; DNA-binding transcription factor activity, RNA polymerase II-specific
Source: RefSeq, a predicted model, not a curated record
CCAACGGUUCUUUGAUGGGGGGAAGAGUCCCAGCUGGUUGGGACCUCCACAGAGAACAUCUCCUCACUCAUAUCUACCUGAUCCAGAUGGAAUCUUGAUGGAAGUGAACUAACCCUCUCAGAUAUAUUGAUGACGUUUUUCUAUUUUUCCAGGACACGCCAUGGAGAAACCCUCAAAGGAUCGUCUCACUUUAUCUCCAGGUUGUAAAAUGGAAGAUGAGGACAUCACAGGAGAUUGUGGAGGAGAAAAGACAAUGAGCUCCACUAUGGAUGGAGGACUUUACAGUGUGGAUAGACCAUGGAAUCCCUCUGACUCUGAGCAACCUCGUACUGUGAGGGGUGGUGCCGGGAUUCAGAGGAAGAAGACACUUUCCUGUCCUGAGUGCGGGGAAAGUUUCAACUCUAAACUAAGUCUUACUGUACAUCAAAGAUCUCACAUAGGUGAGGAGCUUCGUUCCUGCCCUGAGUGUGGGAAAUGUUUUCUGCAUAACUCAGCACUUGUCAUACAUUACAGAUCUCACACGGGGGAGAAGCCGUAUUCCUGUCCUGAUUGCGGAAAAUGUUAUUCACAAAAGUGCCAUCUUUACAGACAUCAGAGAUGGCACAUGGACAAGAAACCACAUAUAUGUCACAAGUGCGGGAAUUGCUUUGCACAUAAAUCAGAACUUGUAACUCAUCAGAGAUCUCACAUUGGGGAAAACCCAUAUUCUUGUCCUGAGUGCGGGAAAUGUUUUCCUCAAAAAUCAGAACUUGUAAUACAUCAAACAUCUCACACGGGGGCAAUGACAUAUUCCUGCUCCGAGUGCCAGAAAUGUUUUUCAAGUAAAUCAGAACUUGCUAUACAUCAGAGAUCUCAUACGGGUGAGAAGCCGUAUUCCUGCCCUGAGUGCGGGAAAUGUUUUUCGCACAAGUCCAAUCUUAACAAACAUCAGAGAUCUCACAGUGGUGAGAAGCCGUUUUCUUGUUCAGAGUGCGGGAAAUGCUUUUCACAGAAUUCCCAUCUUACGAAACAUCAGGCAUGCCACACGCGUGAAAAGCCAUUUUGCUGCCCCGAGUGCGGGAAAUGUUAUUCACGGAAAUUAGAACUUGUUAAACAUCAACGGUAUCACACAGGACAAGGCCUGUAUUCCUGUCUAGAGUGCGGGAAGUGUUUUUCACAUAACACCGGUCUUUCCAGACAUAAAAGACUGCACACCCAGUUUAGAAAUGUUAUGCCUGCCCCAAGUGCCGGAAAUAUUUUUCACAGAAGUCUUGUCUUACCGAACAUCAGAGGACCCACAUGACUCUAGAGGUGUAUUAGUAUCCUGAGUGCGGGAAAUGUCUUCUAUAUGGAUCAUAUUGUGCCGUACAUCAGAGAUCUCACACUGGGAAGAAGCUCACCUUGAUAUACACCUCAGAAAACACGUGGCUGAGCGCUCCUCUGAUCUUUAUCAUGAAAGAAACUCUUUAUAAGGAAAUCAGAAAUCACUAAAGACUUCAAAGUUCUGUCUGUCUUCCUCUGCUAGGAGAGAGAAGGAGGGGGAGUCACUGCUGGUUGGGUCCCUCUAGGAGAGAGAAGGAGGGGGUGUCACUGCUGG